AAAACUAAUAAUUAAUAAAAAAUGUCAAAUACAGAUAAUAAUAAAAAAGUAAUAAUUUUAACUGGUGGUUCAGAUGGUAUUGGUAGAAAUGCUUUGAAUUAUUUGGUUAAAGAAGAUAACACAAAAAUUAUAUUGCCAGUUAGAAAUUUAGAAAAAGGUGAAAAGGUUAUUGAAGAAUUAAAACAAAUAAACCCCAAUGCAGAUUUAAAAUUAAUGAAAAUGGAUUUAUCAUCUCAGGAAUCAAUUAAAUCAUUUGUAAACGAAUUUAACUCACUAAAUGAACCAUUGGAUAUUUUAGUUAAUAAUGCCGGUAUAUUAACAAAUGAAUUUAGAAAAAACUCUGAUGGCUAUGAAUUAACAAUGGGAACAAAUCAUUUAGGAACUUCAUUAUUAACCUUAUUAUUAUUACCAAAUUUAAACAAAUCAAAACUCGAAGGUGGUGGUAAUAUCGUAAUUGUUUCUUCUAAAAUGCACAGCUAUAUUGGGUCUUUGGAUUUUGAUAAAGAAUUAGGCAAUGAAACUGAAUCAGAUUAUUCAAGCACCAACAGCUAUUCAAAAUCAAAACUAUACAAUUUAUUAUUUGCCCAAGAGUUACAAAAAAAAUUAGACCAAUCCGAAAGUUCUAUUAAAGUAAAUGCCCUUCAUCCAGGUUUCACUAUGACUUCAUUAGCACACGAAUAUAAUUGGUUUGCUAGAGGUUUCACUGCACUUUUAACUUAUUUGAUUGGUGACAAUUUGGAUGAUAUGGGUAGAGGCUUGGCCGAAUUAGCUUUAAACAAGUCAAAUAUCAAAGGAAAAUACUUAAAUAUUACCCAGAUUACACAGACAUCAAAAUUUGCUCAAGAUCCAAGCAAUUCAUUAAAAUUAUGGGAAAAAACUUGUCAAAUGCUUGGCUUUGAUUCAAACAACUUAAAACUAAAUUAAAAAUAAAUAUAAAAUAAAUAUAAAAUAU
Messenger RNA from Dictyostelium purpureum, 952 nucleotides. RefSeq lists its product as uncharacterized. The record is from RefSeq and is a predicted model, not a curated record. Bases 22 to 924 code for a protein of 300 amino acids. NCBI's taxonomy places the organism in Eukaryota, Evosea, Eumycetozoa, Dictyosteliales, Dictyosteliaceae. The transcript has a single exon.